Molecule: messenger RNA, 720 nt
Organism: Endocarpon pusillum Z07020
Lineage: Eukaryota; Fungi; Ascomycota; Eurotiomycetes; Verrucariales; Verrucariaceae
Exons: 4
Coding region: 1-720 (239 amino acids)
Cellular component (GO): nucleus; cytoplasm
Molecular function (GO): protein binding
Source: RefSeq, a predicted model, not a curated record
AUGGAUCCGUCAAGGUCGGAAUUCGCAAUACAUGAAGCUGCUCGUGAGGGCAAAGCCGGCGUCGUUGACUCCCUACUAAAUGCAAACCCCAAGCUCGCCACACAAAAAGACGACGAUGACCGCCUCCCCAUCCACUGGGCGAUCGCCAACAACCACCUCGACAUCACAUCUACCUUAAUCAACACCCGUAACUUCGACCCGGACACACCAGACGGCUCGGGCUGGACCCCGCUCAUGAUCGCCAGUAGUCUGAAAGACAACCAAGGCGAGCAGACGGUGGAUCUGCUUCUCCAGAAAGAUGUCGAGGUGAACGCGCAAAGCUUCAAUGGCCAGACCGCUUUACAUUUUGCAUCUUCGAAGGAUAAUCUCGAUAUCGCGCGCAAACUCAUCGAGCAUAAAGCCUCGACCCGACUCAAGGACAAGAGGGGCCAGUUGCCGCUACAUCGCGCUGCUGCGGUGGGGUCUAUGCCGAUCGUGAAACUGCUGUUAGAGAACAAGAGCCCGUUGAAUGCGUCGGAUGUUGAUGGGAUGACGGCGCUGCAUCAUGCGACUUCAGAGGGGCAUGGGGACGCUGCGGUAGCUUUGUUGAAGGCAGGAGCGGAAACGGACAAGAGGGAUAUGGAUGGGAGAUUAGCAAUUGAUACCGCGCCGGAUGCAAAGGUCCGGAAGUUUAUUCUUCAAUCCGCGGAGCGAGAAGGCAUCGAGAUUGUUACGAGCUGA